CUCCGAGUCUCAGUUUGCAUCCUCCUCUCCUCUCCUCUCCUCUCCUCUCCUCUCCUCUCACUCCCUCUCUUCUCCUCUCUGCAUCUGCUGUCUUCUCCCCUUCCUCUUCAACCUUGCGAGAGGCGUCUUCGUCUGCACCGGCUUUUCACCCAAAGAGAUAAAAAACGUUCUUUUUUCGAAAAAGCCACUGAGACCCAACCGUCACCAUGGAGGCCAUCAAGAAGAAGAUGCAGAUGCUGAAGUUGGACAAGGAGAACGCCAUCGACAGGGCAGAGCAGGCUGAGUCCGACAAGAAGGCAGCGGAGGAUAAAUGCAAGCAGCUUGAGGAUGAGCUGCUCGGUCUGCAGAAGAAACUGAAGGGAACGGAGGACGAGCUGGACAAGUACUCGGAGGCCCUGAAGGAUGCUCAGGAGAAACUGGAACUGUCGGAGAAGAAGGCCACAGAUGCGGAGGGCGAUGUGGCAUCUUUGAACCGCAGGAUCCAGCUGGUGGAGGAGGAGUUGGACCGCGCUCAGGAGAGACUGGCCACGGCCCUGCAGAAGCUGGAGGAGGCUGAGAAGGCCGCUGAUGAGAGUGAAAGAGGCAUGAAGGUGAUCGAGAACAGGGCCAUGAAAGACGAGGAGAAGAUGGAGAUCCAGGAGAUGCAGCUCAAAGAGGCCAAACACAUCGCUGAGGAGGCGGACCGCAAAUACGAGGAGGUUGCCCGUAAACUGGUGAUCCUUGAGGGUGAGCUGGAGAGAGCAGAGGAGAGGGCAGAGAUCGCAGAGCUUAAGUGUGGUGACCUGGAAGAGGAGCUGAAGAAUGUCACCAACAACCUGAAGUCCCUAGAGGCUCAGUCUGAUAAGUACUCUGAGAAAGAGGACAAAUACGAGGAGGAGAUUAAAGUCCUGAAUGACAGACUUAAGGAGGCGGAAACGCGUGCGGAAUUUGCAGAACGGACGGUGGCCAAGCUGGAAAAGACCAUAGAUGACCUAGAAGAGAACCUAUCAACUGCAAAAGAGGAGAAUGUUGGAAUGCACCAAGUCCUGGACCAAACACUGCAGGAGCUCAACAGCUUGUAAAAUGCCAAGAAGAACAUCAAACAAACAAACAAACAAAAAAAUAUUUUGUUUUGUCAAAGAUAUCUUCUACAUGCCAUCCAUUUUCUGUAAUUUCCCCCCCCUUAUUCCCGUUUAAGACAAAUGUACCCCUUUUUACAUAUUUAUGGUUCUUUUUGUUUCUUUUUCCUUUUUUUAAAAAAAUGGUUUUGGGUCCAUAUGAUGUUCAGUUUUCGGUGCUAGAAAUUGUGUUGUAGACCAGACUCUGAGCACAAAUAAAACUGAUGAUGAUUUUGAUGA
Acanthopagrus latus (yellowfin seabream) is the source of this 1337-nucleotide messenger RNA. Its product is annotated as tropomyosin alpha-4 chain-like. The record is from RefSeq and is a predicted model, not a curated record. Gene Ontology annotation, molecular function: actin filament binding. Gene Ontology annotation, biological process: muscle contraction; actin filament organization. Gene Ontology annotation, cellular component: actin filament. NCBI's taxonomy places the organism in Eukaryota, Metazoa, Chordata, Actinopteri, Spariformes, Sparidae. The transcript has 9 exons. The coding region runs from base 207 to 1061 and encodes 284 amino acids.